Messenger RNA from Kwoniella mangroviensis CBS 8507, 2517 nucleotides. RefSeq lists its product as uncharacterized. Gene Ontology annotation, biological process: transcription by RNA polymerase III. NCBI's taxonomy places the organism in Eukaryota, Fungi, Basidiomycota, Tremellomycetes, Tremellales, Cryptococcaceae. The coding region runs from base 1 to 2517 and encodes 838 amino acids. Gene Ontology annotation, molecular function: protein binding. The record is from RefSeq and is a predicted model, not a curated record. The transcript has 12 exons. Gene Ontology annotation, cellular component: transcription factor TFIIIC complex.
AUGGUCUCUCUACGAGAGCGUAAAGCAAGAGCAUCCUACUCUAAUGUAGCUGAUGGCCUAGAGAAUCUCUCUUCCGAAGACGAACAAGCUGGACCAACAAAUCACGCUUCAAAGGCCAAUUCACCAAAUUCAGAAGACGAGGGAGAUCAAGGGGACGAUACGAGUUUCUCAUCUGGUGAAUCGAGUGAGUUCAAACCUGAUAGUCCAGAGAAGAAAGGCAAAGGAAAGGAUAGAGCAGAUGGAUCGCAGAAUGGUGAAGCUGAAGAUGACGAGAUGGAUGAAGACGAAGACGAAGACGAAGAUGACGAGCCAGAUGAAGGGGGUAUAGAAGAUGAUGACAUCGAUCCUAGUCUAAGAGAAAUGAGCGGUACACCUGCACCAAGAACCAAAUUACCAACCAAGAAUAAAAAGGUUCCUCCAGUCAGACCCGGUGUUUCACUGGCGGCACCACCGAUACAUGGACAAUCCGAAAUCAGUUUACUGAGUUUGCAGCAUCGAGCGUUAAUCCAAGCUUCUUCCGUACUGUUGACCAAACCAAAUACGACUACCAAAAACCUAGACAACGAACGACAUCAAGCUAGAGAUAGGGAUCAAUCGAGGGUACAUGCACCUAGCAUUUUCCCAUCGGGUCAUCAAGUACCGUUUGAAACCAGAUUAACGGCCAGUCCCAAUAAUGGUUGGGCAGGGAAAGGUGAAAUACAGUGGAUUGAUCAAAGUGGACCUAGUUGUCAACGAAAUGAAAGGAGAAGGAAUGACGAUUGGGAUAGACAUAUGUAUCUGACAUUUGGUUCGCCAUGGGAAGAAUGGAGAGGUGAAGGUUGGUUUCCCGAAUUGUUCGUAGGGAACGAAGAUGAAUUAGAAGAGAAGGAUAGAGGGAAGAGGGAAAAUUGGUUGUUGAGAGAUGAAGUUAGAUUAGGAUUGGAUGAUAUUGGAAGAUGGACGAAAGAGGAAUUACAGUUUCUCACCGAAGAUGAAGCAGAAGAAUCAUAUCUCCCCACGCCCAUAUACCGCAAUGGCGAAAGUCACAUAACGUGUCAUAUGGGUCCUCACGAUCAACAGUCCGCUCAUACCUUCUCAUUAUUCCAGUCGAGAUCAUUGGCCGAGACCAACCCCGUUGUACCUCACGAAGGUCAUACGUUUUUCGCUGGCGGUCCUAUAUGGGGGAUGGAUUGGUGUCCGUAUCCAGACUCCAAGUCGGCUGACUUCGGCUUUGAGCAAUAUAUAGCUGUAUCUACCCUCCCUCACCUGGACACUCGUCCUCAUAUGGCUGAGAAGUGGCCUCAAUCAUCCAAAGGAUCGAUACAGAUAUGGUCAUUAUCCCCUUCGUCCGCAGAUACACCUAUGGAUGGAUCGUCUCAGCAGAGCAGGAUGACAUGUGAGAUGGUACUGUGUGUGAAUGGCGGACCAGCUAUGCAGCUCAAGUGGAUGCCUCUGGGUGUAUGGGAUGAUUAUGAUGUUUCUUCGAUCGGUCAGGCAGAGUCAAAGAUACCCAAAUCAGGUGUAUUAGCUGCGAUACAGCUGGAUGGUUCAGUAUCAUUCUAUUCUGUGCCGCAUCCACGAUUUGUCCCCAGAAACCAAGAUCAUCCAAGAUUCAUAAAAAUGGACGAACCCCUGCUUCGACUCGAGAUCCCUGAUGCGAUGGCGAUGUGUCUUGAUUGGAUGACGGGAACGAGGAUAGCAGUGGGGUUAUCGAACGGCCAUUUGGUAAUUUGGGAUAUAUAUGACGCACUCAAGGCUGGCAAUGCACAGGAUAUCUUCCCCGUGUUGUACACUUCAGUCGCUGUAUCUGCUAUACGGUCGAUCUCAGUUGGCCGAUUACCGCCUUCUGAGAAGCAGCUGGGCGGCGAGCCCUUCUACGUCUUGAUGGGUGCAUACGAUGGAUCAACGACAUUGUUGGAUCUCAGAGAUCCCUCCUUCCCAAUCGAACUUAAUAAAGCCCGAAUACCAUGCAUGGCAGUUAAAUGGAUUGCCCAAAUGGCUUCUCCGGCUCUAUGCGAUAUAGAUUACAUCAUUCAGAUUAUCAAGACGCGAGGUGCUCAUUCGGGCAGGAGUCAUACGAUGAGUAGUCAUAGGGGACAGGUAUGGGAUAUCGCCUCAUCGGAUUAUCAUACAAUGCUCGUUUCAGCUGGCUCAGAUGGCGCUUUGAUCAUUACAAACUUCAAUGCAGGGUUUUUCAGAAAACGAAAGAUUCCUUUGGCGAUGCAUCGACUGUACGAGAUUGAUUAUAGUGAGAAAUCAGAUGAGUAUAGGAUAAUUGAUGAUAUCUUACCUGAGUCUCAAACACUCGAAAAUGCUACUUCCCGACGACCUCCUAACAUUGCCAAGAGAGCUAAACAUGACCCACCGACUCAUCUGCUGAAGACUGCGGCUUGGAGACCUGAGGUAGGGAUACAUAAAGUAACGUGGAAUGAUGGAUGUGGGUUGGCGAGAGCGGGAUGGUUGGCUAGUGGUGGUGCGAGUGGGCUGGGGAGGGUGGAAUGGAUCGAGGGAAGAUGGAGAGGUGGAAGAGCACCGUGA